This is a messenger RNA of Pipistrellus nathusii (Nathusius's pipistrelle), 2313 nucleotides long. The record is from the annotation of a GenBank genome assembly. NCBI's taxonomy places the organism in Eukaryota, Metazoa, Chordata, Mammalia, Chiroptera, Vespertilionidae.
AUGGCGGCGGCCGGGAGGCGCCCCGCUGAGGCCGCGGUGACCUUGGAGGACGUGGCCGUGCGUUUCUCGCGGGAAGAAUGGAGGCUGGUGGACGAGGCCCAGAGACGCCUGUACCUGCGUGUGAUGCUGGAGAACUUUGCCCUUGUGUCCUCUCUGGGUUGCUGCUGUGGAGCGGACGAUGCGGAAGCACAUGGUGAACAGAGGGUUUCUGUGGGCGUGUCGCAGGGGAAGAAUCCCAAGGCAGCCUCGUCUUCCCAGAGAAGACACCCCUGUGGGCGCUGCAGGCCGGUCCUGAGGGACGUUUUCCACUUGGUCGAGCAGCAGGGGACGCAGCACAGCCAGAAGCUGCUGAGGUGCGGGGCGUGUGCAAAACGGUUUUAUUUCCGUGUAAACUGUCACCCGCCUAAGGAGCAGCCCGUAGGAGAGGAACCCUUUGGAAAUAGUGCCGACACGGCCUCAUUCGCAAAAAGCUGCAGCACCCACAUGUCAGAGAAGACCUUUACCUCUGAGCAGGGUGAAAGGGACUUCCUGCCCAGCUUGGGACAACAGCAGCCGCAGCAGCUGACUCAGACCCGGGAGGAGAAAAACGAGGGAACUCUGUGUAUAACUCCACAAAGCAAAGCAAGCCUGGACACUUCCGGAGAAUGCAAGAAAGCUCUGAACCCCCAACACGUGCUUGUUCAGGACCAGAAUGUCCACACGGCAAGACGGUGUUUUGUGUCGGGUGAAUGCGAAAAACCAUUCAGGUACAAAUCCUCCUGUGUGAGGCGCCACAGAGUCCACACGGGAAAAGGCUUUCACGUGUCCGGCAAACGCGGGAAAUUCUUUCUCGGAAGCUCAACCCUCAGUCAGCAUCGAAACACUCAUGCGGGCCCGAGGCAGUACACGUGCAGCAAAUGUGGAAAAUCCCUAAGCCACAAGCCUGCCUUCCUUUAUCCCCGGGGACGGCACGGUGGAGAAAACAGUUACAUGUGCAGUGAGUGUGCCCAGUCUUCUGGUCCUGGCUCUGCGCUCGUUCGCUAUCCGAGAGUUCACACCGGAGGGAAGCCUUAUAAGUGUAACUGCUGUUCCAAGUCGUUCACCUCUGUGGCUGGUCUCAGUUAUCACCAAAGCGCUCACACGGGAAAAAGACCGUAUGUGUGCAGCGACUGUGGCAAGUCUUACAUCACUCCCACGGCCCUUCGCUAUCACCGUCGGGUUCACACCGGAGAGAGGUCUCACGACUGCGGCGAGUGCGGGAAAUCCUUCAACAACCGGUGGAAACUCGUGCGGCACCAGAGGAUUCACACGGGAGAGAAGCCUUACGCCUGCGGCAGGUGUGGCAAGGCUUUCACCAACAGCUUCACCCUCCGGUACCACGAGCAGGGCCACCUGGGGACGCGGCCGUACGAGUGCGGCGAGUGCCGCAAAUCGUUCACCACGAGCUCCGGCCUCCGCUACCAUCUCAGCCUUCACGCGGGGACCAGGCCCUACACCUGCAGCGAGUGCGGCAAGUCUUUCAUCUGCCGCUCCACCUACCGUUCCCACCAGAAAACUCACUCGGGAGAAAAGCCCCACGCCUGCCGUGACUGCGGGAAAUCCUUUACCCGUCGGAGCAGCCUCCUGUAUCACCAGAGGGUUCACACGGGAGAAAGGCCCUUCGAGUGCAGUGACUGUGGGAAGUCCUUUGCCAGGAUCUACGCCCUGCACUGCCACGAGAGGGUUCACACGGGAGAAAGGCCUUACGCGUGCAAUGAGUGCGGGAAGUCCUUUCCCACAAGCAGCAGCCUCGGGAAACAUCGGAAGGUUCAUCCGGGAGCAAGGCCGGGCGAGGGGGGCGAGGCUGGGAAAUCUUUUGCCAGCGGCGACCUCUUCCGUUACCAUCCUAGAGUCCACGCAAGGGAAAAGCCUUUCCCGUGCAGCCAGUGCGGGAAGUCUUUCUCCUCGGGCUCCUCCCUCCGUUACCACCAGCGCGUCCACACGGGAGAGAGGCCUUACGCGUGCGGCGAGUGUGGGAAGACGUUCGUCUACGGCGCCAAACUCCGUUACCACCAGCGCGUCCACACGGGCGAGAGGCCUUACGCGUGCGGCGAGUGUGGGAAGACGUUCAUCUACAGCGCCAAGCUCCGUUACCAUCAGCGGGUUCACGCGAGCGAAAAACCUUACACGUGCGGUGAGUGUGGGAAAUCGUUUAUCUACAGUUCUACGUUUCGUUACCACCAGCGAGUCCACACUGGCGAGAGGCCUUACAAGUGCAAUGAGUGUGGGAAGUCUUUUAUCUAUGGCUCCAAACUCCGUUACCACCAGCGAGUUCACGUGGCAGAGAGGCCGUAA